This is a messenger RNA of Dimorphilus gyrociliatus, 6106 nucleotides long. Lineage: Eukaryota; Metazoa; Annelida; Polychaeta; Dinophilidae. The record is from the annotation of a GenBank genome assembly.
ACUUUUAUACUGCGAAAGUAUUACUGCGCCAGUUAAUUUCCUUACAAAUUAGUCCAGUAACUAUUCUACUUUUUGAAACUGAAUUCUAUUGAUUUUAAGGAUAUUGAGCCCUUUCAAGAAUUUUAAAAGAUAUUGUGUGAAAUAUCUAUUUCAAUUAUCCAGCAGGUUAUAUUGGCUUUUACGUUAAGAACAGUGAACGAUUGGUGGCCAUUUUAAAUGGAGUAAGAUUCUCGGACGAAUGGAGUAAAUUGUUCUGAAUUUAGUCGAAUUUCUUUAUUCUAUAGAAUAAUUCGCUAAAACGGAAUAAUGAUUGAAAGUGAAAUUAAUAUAUAACAUCGAGACUAUUACAGCUUAUGAUAAAAUAAAAUUAUAUCAACGGGGAUUCCCUGAGGUGUGUAAUACUCAUUGUAAGAAUCAGAAUUUUAUAAAAAAUAUUCUAGAUAACUAUUGCAUUUAGAUUAGCAGUAACUUAUCUUUUGCAAUGUAUUGACUUAAAUAUACUUAGUCUAAAAUAUUUUGUAAAUGAAUUAUCAAUUUUGACCGUAUGUCUACCUUAAUUUGAUACAGAUCUGGCAGUAUGAAUGGGGACAUUCCUGGAGUACCUAUUAUAACUUUGACCGGUACACAAAGUUUAUCAGAUCCAGUCAAAGAAGUAAAUAUUGCUCAACCCUUACCAGCAACGGAACAGUCUCAAAGCUUAUUCCCUAAUCAAGCUGUUUCGGACUAUACCAGGCAUAGUAUGUUCAAUCCGACCCCGGAGACUGUUCAUCAUGUUGCUAAUGCGCUUUUUUCACGAAAUGCCACAGAUAUUGAGUUGAAAUCAAGCGUCUUCAAUAACACAACUAUUGAGGACAAUUCGAUGAACGAACCCCUCUUUCAACUGUUACUUCAACAGAAUUCAAACUUAUUCUCUCAAACAGUUGCGUCACCCAACAGCGGAUAUGCCUUGCCGCAAUCGACAAAUCGACUUCAUAAUCAAGUCACAUGUUCUGAAAAUUUUUCAAUGUACUCGCCACUACCACCGUUUGCUCCCGAACAACCUCUUUAUUCUCAGCCCAAUCAUAUACAUAAAGGACCUCCUUUAAUGUCAAACUCUUCGCCCAUGAACGGGGAUGGAAGUCAUACGGUUGCUCAAAAUAGCAAUAAAACCACAAUGUCUUCACCUGCUCAAGGUUUUUCUGCACCGUCGAGUGUAGAAAUGCUGACUAGAUCGGAAGAUGGUCUUCAAAAUGCCUCAAUGGACCGUAUGGAUGGAAACGAGUACUCAACCGGCCCUAAAAUGCACAACAGCGUUAAAGAAGAGUUUUCUAAUUCUUCCCUUUCUGAUCGUAUUAAAAGAACACAACGCAAGCGACAAGUAUCUUCUUAUGCAGAAUAUGAAGAGGAUGAAGAGCAUUAUAUUAACAAGAAAACCAAAUUUGAAUCAAAUUGGGAUGCUCCUGAUCGAGAGUCCUCUGAUAUAUUCAUACCAAACACCGUAGAAGAAAUGCUAGAUAGCAUGUCCUACAAAAAAUUUGGAAAAGCUUUAGACAAAGUUAUACUGAAAACGGAAGACCUUGACAUAAAAUCUCUAGAUACAUGCGAGGAUGUCACUGCCUAUGAUACGAUAGUCAAUAGGAUAGUAUUAGCUGACCUAUGCAACGAAUCUGCAAAGUUAAAAGGUAUGGGUGCAACGAAACAGGUAACACCAGGAAAACUAAUAAAAGUGUUAACUAUUCUACUACUACCAUUGAAAAUGGGAUCUAAAUUACAACCCAUUAAGUAUACGGGUCAAGACGACGAAAGAGAAGAAGCAUUAUGGCGAGAUUUAUUAACAGAUAAAGUACUUAUGGCAGUUGAUGCGGCUCUAACUGCUACACAUGUUAUGACAUCUGACGACAUGCCUAAAGGAGUUUAUAUUGAAGAUGUGAUUGAAAGAAUAGUUUCGUUACUAAAAGUUCAGCUUACAAAUACUAUCUAUCCUGAGUAUGAUCCAGUAUACAGAGUAACAGGUAUAAUUUCAAACAUGAAACAAAGAAGAGCUAGAGCAGGCUCUGUAACGCAUCGUGGUACCCUAUCAUUGUACAACAAACUGGCGGAACUGAUAAGUGACCUGGCCGAAUUAGUGAACAUUCAAGAUCUUCCGGACACUAUUAUCUUGCAUAUCGCCUCUGUGGCUGUUUCUCCCUUUUUUGUUGAGAAUAUUGGUGAUCUUCAGCUGGCUGCUCUAAAACUUGUCACCUCAGUAUUUGCAAAGUACGAAUCAUUACGACAUGUUGUGAUAGAGGAGAUCCUAGCAUCGUUAGCAAGACUGCCAUCAUCGAAGAAAAAUAUAAGAAAUUAUGUUGUGCAGGGAGAGGAUCGUAUACAAAUGGUGACUGCUCUUGUUUUAGAACUCAUUCAGAGUGUAGUUACUCUUCCUAAGAUUCCUGAUGGACGAUCGUCACCAAACCAUAAUAAAUGUUCAUUGCCAGAUAAGGAACUACAAAUAAAGACAUCUUACGAAAAAUCAAAGAUAACAGCUAGUCAAUUUCUACAAGUCUUCCUUCAGAAAUGCACAACUAAAGGCAACGAGGACCAGGAUUAUCGUCCACUAUUUGAAAAUUUUAUUCAAGAUUUACUUCUAGUUGUAAAUAAGCCUCAAUGGCCUGCUGCAGAAAUGAUGCUUUGCAUAUUGGGGAAUAUUCUUGUGAAUCAUUUCAGUAACAAAUCUAUUGAUAUGACCAUGCGAACAGCUAGUUUGGAUUAUCUUGGAACAGUAGCAGCCAGAUUGCGAAGAGAUGCUGUUAAUGCUCAAUCUCGAGAGGAAACACUUGAUUCCAUACUUCAACGGUUACAAGAUACAGACGAAGAUACGCCCUCUCCCUUGGUUUACCCUCAGGAAGACACUCGAGAUGAUGCUGAAACUGUCUCUGCAAAGAAGAAAAAGAAGAAAAAGAAAAAGAAAAAACACAGAAUUGAAAGUGACGAUGAAAAUGACGAGGAAGCCGACUCUGGACACACAAAGAAAUAUGAAGCUGAUCGUACUCAAGAAUUGCAAAAGGCUCUGUUAGAUUUCCUCGUCUGUAAUAUGCAAUUGAAACCAGCUCUCAAAUUUGCACGCCAAUUUUAUGUCGCUCAAUGGAUAAACGACGCAGCUGUUAAUAUGAAGAAAAAUGUAGACGAGCUUGAAAAACAGCAAAAGCAUGCAUCGGAAGACGUUAAUUUCGAUUCGUCAGUUAUGGAUCGAAUUUCCAAUGUGAUUCAACAAUGUGAACAAAGAAAAAGCUAUUUAUUGGAUGAAGUUGACAAAAAAAUAGAUUUACCUGGAACUAUUGGGCGCAAACAAACUAAGUUAGACUACUCAUCAGCUUGCUUGGUUACCCGAUAUUUAGCAUCUAACCGACCAUUCUCACAAUCUUUUGAUAAAUAUCUCUUCAACAUAAUAACGGUCGCCCAAGAAUCGGCUGUUGCAGUGAGAACUAAGGCUAUAAAGUGUCUUGGUUCUGUUGUUGAAGCGGAUCCAAAUGUACUCGCACGGCCUGAAGUUCACAAUCUUGUCAAAGCACGCUUACUCGAUCAAUCUACUUCCGUGCGAGAAGCUGUUGUCGACCUGUUGGGUCGGUUUAUUCUAGUUCGACCUCAUCUAAUUCCUCAGUAUUAUCCAGUUCUGAGUGACAGAAUUUUGGAUACAGGUGUAUCCGUAAGGAAAAGAGUCAUUAAAAUAUUUCGAGAUAUUUGUUUGGAACAUCCAGAAUUCGAAAAAAUACCUGAAAUUUGUGUUAAAAUGAUUCGAAGGGUUAACGAUGAAGAUGGAAUUAAAAAACUGGUGAAUGAAGUGUUUCAAAAUAUGUGGUUGACACCAACGGAUCGGAGAGAUCAUUCAAGAAUGGUGCAAAAAGUCGUAAACAUCGUUGACGUUGUUGCAGCUUGUAAUGCAACAGGAUUUGAGUGGUUUGAACAACUAUUAGUUAAUUUGCUUAAAAAAGAAGAGUCGAAACAAGCUGAAUUAGCGUGUGUUCAAAUUGUUGAUUCUUUAGUUGAGAAUGUAAUUAAUUUGCAAGCUGAAAAAGAAAGUAAUCAGCGUAAACUAACUGCAACUUUUCAAACUCUUCAUUUAAUUUGUAAAGCAAAUCCUGAGCUUCUAGUCAAUCAUAUUACAAGCAUAGCCUAUUAUUUAAGCUCCGAUCUAACGCCUGAUGACCAAACCAUGUUGAUGUCAGUUAUACGAAUAAUUGAACAAGUAGUACCCUUAUUAAAACAUCCAAAUCCAAAUUUUUUGGCAACGAUAGAAGAAAAUCUAGUCAAACUUUUGAGCAGUGGAUCAACUUCUAUAAUGCAGGCCUGUUCAGCUUGUCUUGCGAGCUGUGUGAAAAAUGUUACUCAUAAUUAUGCAUUAGUUAAGGAUCUUUUUGAGCGAUAUUACGGUAUGUUGAUGAGAAUGCAAAAUGCUCACAAACAAUUGGCAUUCAAGGAUAUCUUCAAAUUAUAUCGACCCAUUUGCGCUGUUGGCGCAAUUUGUCAACAUUUUGACAUGACCAAAGAACCUCUCUCCAGUGACUCUCAAUUGCAUAGAAAAGUAUUUGACUUGCUGUUCUUCUUUGUUCAGAAUGUUCAUGAUGACAGAGAAGAAGUAAAUUGUCGAGCGCUUAGCAGCAUCGGAUGGCUAUGUGUUCGACACGCUGAGUUUAUGAGAGAGAGUGCAUUAAAAACGUUUUAUCUUACAAAUUUGAGUUCCAAUUCAAGAAGUGAUCGGCUUAGAGUAAGAAUUCUGAACAACUUGUUUACCUAUCUGCAAGAAGAGGAAAAUCGCAUGUACAAAGAACAAGCAAUCUGGAAAAACGAAGAUCUAAAAGAGUUAGGAGACGUUCAAUCCGGAAUGGCAUCAGCAAUUGUACAAUUGUUCAUUAAGGAUAUUCUAUCUUCCCUUUUAUCUUUAUCUCCUCACGUCAGAUCUCAAGCCUUAAAAGUUGUCGUGAAAAUUCUUAAGCAAGGUCUAAUACAUCCAGCCCAAUGCAUACCUUUCCUCGUUGCAAUGGGAACAGAUCAAGAGCAAAUAAAUAGGGCUAUGUCCGAAAAUUAUUUGAAAGAAUUUGAAAGUAAUCAUCCGCAAUUAUUUCAUAUGAAAGUAAAAGAUGGAUUCAAGCUCUCAUAUAAAUUGCAAAAAAUUGUCAAUGGUGCUCGAACCAUUAGGGGCGUCUAUAAAGAUUCCCAUGGCAUGUGCACAGCAAGGAAUCAUUUUCUAUACAAUCUCGUAAAGAGCAGUCGACAAUCAAGAAGAGCGUUCAUCAGUAACAUAUUGAAACACUUUGACGAUAGUAAUACUGCAGAUCUAUCGGAAUUAGUGUACUUCGCAGAUAAUCUUGCUCAUUUUCCUUAUCAAGUGCUAGACGAACCCCUAUUUAUAAUGCAUAACAUCGACAUGACAGUUUCUGUUGUUGGCUCAAGCUUACUUCAGUGCUUUAGAGAGGUUUUCAAGAUGUCAGAAACAGAAGAAGUAGAUUUGGAGGCCGAAGACUUAUUUGCCAAGUUGCCUGAGAAUUGUCUAUCUCUUCAACAGGUAUAUAUGGCCUGUCAAGGGUGUUUACUUUUGUUAGUUUUAAAACAACAUCUGAAGGAUAUGUAUGGAUUAACCGAUGCCAAAAUACAAAGAUAUUCACCAAAUGAAAAUGCUAAAGUCUACGAUAAACCUUUCACAAAGAAAACAGAAGUUGUAUUUAAUCCAGUUCAGGCUCUAAAAUUAGUUCAAUCCGGCCCCCCUAAAUGUGAUGACGAAGAAUCAAGAAAGUCACUUCUACUGGCCUAUAUAAAUUUUAAACAACUUAUGAUGAGUAUUGAUGCUGAGGAAGAUAUCUCUGAUAGUACGGGAACCAAGCCUACAACUGCAACAUUAUUAAAUGCCUCUUACACUUCGACAAAUGUCGUAGACGAAUCAGUGAACAGUGCCAUAAUCAAUGUUUCCAAUUUUCCUAACACUCCUUCAGCUUCUAAAUCUAAUACCCCUGGAUCAAAGAAAUCACGUCGGAAAUUGCCACCACAUUUAGCUCCUUCUAGCACCAAAAAGAAAAAGAAAAAGAAAAAGAAAAAAGCAAGCCGGUUUAGCAGUUCGGAGGAAUCAAGUGACAGCGAUCCGGACUUUCUUGGCUAG